Molecule: messenger RNA, 1521 nt
Organism: Desarmillaria tabescens
Lineage: Eukaryota; Fungi; Basidiomycota; Agaricomycetes; Agaricales; Physalacriaceae
Exons: 9
Coding region: 1-1521 (506 amino acids)
Source: RefSeq, a predicted model, not a curated record
AUGCCUCAGUGUGCAUCCUCCAAGUCUUCAUGGUCUAAACCUCCCAGCACUGCUGCUCAGUCUGUCAUCAAGAAUUCAAAACCUCCCAGUAAGAAUACAAAGCCUCCCAGCAAGAAUCCGAAGCCUCCCAGCAGUCGAAGUUCAGUAAAGCCAAAGACGACCACUGAGAGGACGAAGCCUGAAGUCAAGCAAUCAACAUCCGAUACUUUGGAAGAAGACAAGUAUGACGAGGCUGCCAAUAAUGAUGAGGAAGAAGCUCUUGAGGAGGUCAAGGUUGAUCAGGAGGAGAGAGAAGAUAGCUUUGGGGAUGAUAACGAGGAUGCCAACAUCAAUUCAGAUGACAGUGAGGAUGGCGAUGAGAAGGGUUACAGUGAGACCAAGAAGGGAGGUAAACAGUGCAAGAUGAAGCUGAAGGGGAGGAUAGAGAAGAAACUGUCUUGCCGCCCCGGUUACACCCAAAAGCAAACAUUCAUCCUUGAUACAUGCCAUACCAUCAGCAAACUAGUUCCCUGUGCAGUUGCACUCUUUACGCCAGUGGAUGACAUCAUGUGGGCAGGCACUACCCAUUCAAACAAGGCCCUUGAGCUUGGUAUUGAGAUUGCGGAUCACCCUCAUUCCACCCCUAACGAAAAGUCGUUUGCCAUCCUUGAAAAAUUCCUGGAGCAUGAUGUAACUAUCUUCAAGGCCCUGCACUGUUUUCCCAAGCACCAAAUUGGCAUGCAGGCAAUGAUCAAAGAUCUAUGCAUAGGCUUCAAGGAAUCCUGGGGAAGCGACACAAACAAGGUCCGAAAUGACAUUCUAACACUCCUUGUUGAAGAUCCUGUGAACAAGACAAUCAUGCUCCCUAAACCCACACACAAGAUGGUGCAAGGCUUCAACCAUAUUGAUACCGGAUGUUUGCUUUGCCCACAGAUAUACCUCAAGCGAUUUGACGAGAAUGACCGGUUUAUAUUUGAUCUGGCAAAUGGUAAGGUUAAAGUGAUGGCAUCAGAGUGGCCAUCGUUUCUUUAUGACCAGACUCUUUAUGACCCACUCGACAAUGAGGCUGGCUUUAUGAAGGGAUACCUUCUUUUACGUGUAUUUUUACAUAUUUUCUGCAGUAAUGGUGACCCCAUGAAACAAGAAGGGCCAAAGCGUGGAAGCAUCGCAAAGAUCAAUGGUAUUUGCCUGGUUACUGGAUGUAUGAUUGCCUAUGCUGCAUGCCAGGGGUGUUAUGCCUUAUCUUCCAAGGAUGGGUGGACUGAACAGGAUGGAGCCUUCGACAUGACUGCAUUCUAUGACAGCAUUGUCGCUCUCUUCGAGAGUCACCCUGAUGAUGAAUGGAUGGUGGAGACACUGGCCUGGUGGAAUGAACAGAUAUUUGGCGAUGAGAAUGGACGUACAGAUGUUGACAAGACUCAAGAUGCCCACCCCCCUGAUAGUACAGUUGCGAAAAUGGCAGCUCGUCAUGAGGCAUGGGCCAAGGCACAGGCAGAAGCUGCUGCUGCUGCGACUUCGGAAGAUCUGAUGGCAACAGACUAG